CCGCGAGCGGCCCCCGCCCGGCCGGGCCCUGGGCAAACAGCGCCCGGUCAAUCAUUAACCCGCCGCCGGCGCCGCGCUCCGGGGCCGCGGCGGGGCCGCAGCGGGGGGAGCCCCGAGACACCGGCGGGGGGGACCCCCGGCACCGACGCCGCUCCGCGGGAUGGCGGGACACGCAGCGGCCGGGCCCGCAGCCCAGGGGGCGGAGCGGGGGCUGCCCGCGGCCGGGACCCCCCGGCAGCGCGGGGACGGGCUCGUGGUGGUGGCGGCGGUCACCAACGCGGCCUUCGAGGGGGACCCGCCGCCCUACUCGCCCCCGGACCCCAAGAGCGUUCACCUCCUCUACCCGCCGUUCCCGGCCGGCUUCUCCCAGCAAGUGCCCGUCGUCUACCAGCCGGGGCCGGGGCCGGGGCCCUUCCCGCCCCCCGGCGUCCCGCCCGCGCCCCUGCCCUACACCACCUACGACGGGCAACCGAGCACGGGGCCAUCGCCCGCCGGCCACGGGCAGCCCCUGCCCAAGGACUACAUGGUGGAGUCGGUGCUGGUGACCAUCUUCUGCUGCCUCCUGACCGGCGUCAUCGCCCUCGUCUACUCCUACGAGACCCGGGCUGCGAUCGGCCGCGGGGACAUGGCCCAGGCAAACGUGUCAUCCAAAAAGGCCCAGUCACUGGUGCUCUUCAGCCUCCUCUUCGGGUUGUUUGCCUCCAUCAGCUGGGUCAUCUAUGUCCUGGUGGCCCUGUACCUAUGACAGGGACUCCCAGCCCCAGGGACACGGUGCCGGGGGCUCCUGGUGGCUCACCACGGCCAGGGGGACAUGGGCAGGCUGCAGCCCCCGUGUGGCAUCACCAGGGCUGCUGCGGGAAACAGGUGACCACACCACGAAGUGUUCUCGGGGCUGAGGGGCAGCAUCCGUCCUUCCUGGCGGGAUGAGGAAUCGCUCCGGAGCCGUACGUGCCUUUGCCCACCGGCUCUCAGCCCCACGAACCGCAGCACGGGCAGGAUGAACCCAAACCGAAGCGAUGGUGGUGCCGGUCCCGUGCCCUGCUGGAGCCGGCUCUGGACAUGGAGCCGCGUGGGAGCAGCAGCACCACGUACGGCACCCGGCUCUGCUGCGGGGUGUUGAAUCCCGUUGGCACGAACUGUCACUGCAAAGGGGACGGUGUCGCAGGGGGAGCAUCCUGCAGUCGGGGCUGGAGACAGAGCAAGCGCCCGAGGCAGAACGGGGAGGCCGAGGCGUGCAGAGCUCCAGGCCUGCAAGACGCCCUUACCAGUAAUAAAUAAUGUGAGAAAAUAUAAAACCACUCAUUUAGCUUCUACGGUAAUUUUGCACACACAAAUACACACACAUGCUGUAUUGCCACCUUCUUGCUGCUUCCAGAUUGAAAUAAAAUACAGGC
This is a messenger RNA of Chroicocephalus ridibundus (black-headed gull), 1394 nucleotides long. It is a transcript of the gene PRRT1B, whose product is annotated as proline rich transmembrane protein 1B. Bases 161 to 745 code for a protein of 194 amino acids. The transcript is spliced from 4 exons. Gene Ontology annotation, cellular component: membrane. NCBI's taxonomy places the organism in Eukaryota, Metazoa, Chordata, Aves, Charadriiformes, Laridae. The record is from RefSeq and is a predicted model, not a curated record.